AUGGCAGCUACCGCAAGCUGCAAUUUUCAUGACGAUGAAUUGUGUAAAGAAAUUCAACUGGAAAUCAACUGUGACGAAAUGAUGGCAAUUCCUUAUGAAACUUUAGAAAAACGUCAAAUUACUCUUAAUCGACAACGUCGUUUUACAAAUCCAGUUCCAGUUGAUAAAAUGGCCUUUAUCUAUUUGGUUGAUCCUCGACAACCAAAUAUGAGAGACGUGCAAGAAAAAUUGCUGUACAGUUUCUAUGAUGCAGCAAAUCAACAAAGAAUGGCAUUACCUGAAAAUCCUGACGAAUAUGAAAUUGUCGCUGAUAGAGAUCUAGAACGCAAACUUCGAAAUCAUUUCUCUAAGCUUAAAAACUGGGGUUGUCAAUUUAUUCUCUGUCUGGAAAACUGUCGAAAUAAAGAGAUACACAGUGUUUUCAAACAAAUUGCAUAUCUAGAAUUUGGUCUUGUUACUCAAUGUGCUAAUUUCACAAAAGUUAAACAAAUAAGAAAUUUAAAAAGUUAUUGUAGUAAUCUCUUACAAACAGUGAAUGCUAAAUUAAGUGGGGAAAACAAACAAGUAGCUGAGCUGAAAACAAAUACUAAAACAAUGUUUAUUGGAGCUGAUGUUCAACACACGAAGAAUAAUUAUUCUGGUGAAUUACCAUCAAUUGCAGCAGUAGUUGCAAGUAUGAAUUCUGAGUGUACAUUAACAAAUCAACGUAUUUCUCGUCAAUGGCCAAGUAAAGGAAAACAAUCAGAAGAAGCUAUUUUAUUGUUGAAAGAAAUCGUCAAACAACUGUUGACCGCAUUCAUGGACAACAAUAACGGUACACUACCAGAACAUAUUGUUUUCUAUCGCGAUGGAGUUGAUGAUGGACAAUUCGAACGUGUACUGAAUGAAGAAGUGACUGCCUUGAAGGAAGCUUUUCAAGCCAUAUAUCCAACAAAUACGUUUCCUCCUCUUCUAACAUUUAUUGUUGUUAAAAAACGUCACCAUACGCGCUUCUUUGGACUGUCGCGGUCUUCAACGGGUAUUCUUAAUGUUGAAAAUGUUGAAUCGGGCGUUGUUGUUGAUAGUUCCAUCAUUUGUCCAUAUCCGAAUUAUUCCAAUUUUUUACUAAAUUCCCAUGAACCAGGUUUAGGAACGAAUAAGAUUGGAAAUUAUGUUGUAUUGGUCAAUGAAAUUCAAUAUUCAUUAAGUGAAUUAGAAGAACUUACAUAUUCUCUCUGCUUUACUGACCAACGUAUUGGUAAUCGAUUGAGUGAAUCAAUUCCAAGUGUUUUACAUUUGGCAGAUGCAGCAGCAAGCAAAGCGAGACAGUUAUUUAACAAUAAUACAAGACCAUCAAAUACAAUUCGAGCAGAAAUACUGAAAGUUCAUGAAGAUAUACAGAAUACACCAAAUAUGUUUUAA
Molecule: messenger RNA, 1401 nt
Organism: Adineta steineri
Lineage: Eukaryota; Metazoa; Rotifera; Eurotatoria; Adinetida; Adinetidae
Source: the annotation of a GenBank genome assembly